AGUUUUGUAAAAGACCAAUUAAUUCAUGUAGAGAAAUUAUUUGAUCGAAGAAGAAAGAAGAAUAAAAAUAAGAGAAGGUGGAAAAAAUGUCGUCGUCUUACUAUGGCACGACGCAGAAAUGCCACACUUGUGAAAAAGUGGUGCAUUUUGCAGAAAUGGUUUCCGCUGAUGGAAUUCCUUAUCACAAGAAUUGUUUCAAAUGCGACCAUUGCAACGGCCGUCUUGCUAUAAGCAACUACUCUACCGUGGAUGGGAAGCUCUACUGCAAGCCUCACUUUGAACAACUCUUCAGGGAAACGGGCAGCUUCACUACUAAGAAGUUCCAAUCAAGCUUAAGUGGGAAAUAUGCAGAACUGAGCAGGACUCCUAGUAAAGUGUCAACCAUGUUUUCCGGCACUUUAGACAAAUGUGCAGUGUGUAAAAAAACUGUGUACCCACUGGAGAAGGUGACGGUGGAGGGAGAAUUCUACCACAAGCAAUGCUUUAGGUGCGCUCAUGGAGGGUGCAACCUAACGACGUCGUCGUACGCGGCCCUCGACGGCAUCCUCUACUGCAAGCCUCACUUUGCUCAGCUCUUCAAGGAGAAGGGCAGCUACUCGCAUCUCACUAAGACUACUUCUCUCAAGAAAAACGCUCUCCCGGCAGACCUCGAUUUGGGCGACCCGCCCGCCGAUAAACAACCCGACGCCCCGCCUCCGGCUGAUGAGCCUGCUGCAGAAGAGACAUAGACACACACACACUCCUCUCUUCUAGAUUAUCUCUAUUUUUAUCUUACUUUUUCGUAAAAUGGUACGUACAUAUAUAAAUGAGUGUUGUGCUUGUUUUUUUCCAUAUAUCAUGUAGAAUUAAAUUUAAUUAAUGUGGACUCCGAGGAUGUUUUGCUUA
Messenger RNA from Salvia miltiorrhiza (redroot sage), 885 nucleotides. RefSeq names its product LIM domain-containing protein WLIM2b-like. Gene Ontology annotation, cellular component: plasma membrane; actin cytoskeleton. The transcript has 5 exons. Gene Ontology annotation, biological process: actin filament bundle assembly. The coding region runs from base 87 to 728 and encodes 213 amino acids. NCBI's taxonomy places the organism in Eukaryota, Viridiplantae, Streptophyta, Magnoliopsida, Lamiales, Lamiaceae. Gene Ontology annotation, molecular function: actin filament binding. The record is from RefSeq and is a predicted model, not a curated record.